Rotaria sordida is the source of this 1101-nucleotide messenger RNA. The record is from the annotation of a GenBank genome assembly. NCBI's taxonomy places the organism in Eukaryota, Metazoa, Rotifera, Eurotatoria, Philodinida, Philodinidae.
AUGUGCGAAUCAUUCAAUACGACAGCUAGAAGUAUAGGAGGUUUUAAUUCUCAAUUAUCAUUUUAUGAAUAUCCACCAAAUAAACCAUUCAUUAAUUCAACACACCAACCAUUAAGACCAUCACAUAAUUUAUCUAGAACAGUUACAUUACCUGAAUCUAAUCGUGAUCAAUUAUUAACAUCAUUACAAUCAUUAUCAUUGAAAAUAAAAACUCUAGAAAAUGAACGUGAACAAGCUGAAUUGAGUUUGCAUGAAAUAACAGGUGGUUUUUCUCGAUCAUCAAAGUAUCGUCGAGAUCCACAAGAAAAUAUUGAUGAGCAACUUGAAGCAGCUGAAGGAAAUUUUCGUCGUCUACAACAUCAACAUAAACGAGCUCUUCAAAUAUUAAAUGAACAUCAAUCAUCAAAACAUCCAACAAAACGUAAAAAGAAACGAUCAUCUAAAGACAAUCGUAGUUGUGAUUCAUUUACAUCACCAACAAAUGCUGAAGGAAGACAUUAUCAUUUAGAUAUGAAUAAUGUACCGUUUAUACUUGGACAAUCAACAUCACCAAGUCAUAAUGUUAAAUCAAAUGUACAAAAAGUCAUUGCUUUAUUAAAAAAUCAUAAUCGUCAACUAUGUUUAUCAUCUAAAGAAUAUGCUGAUCUUCUUCAUCCUCCUCAUAAAAGCGAAUUAUCUCCACAUACACUUCUUUAUCUUGAUCAUUAUAAAAAACCAUCAAAUCGUCCUUCAUCGGCUUCACCAGUGCGUUCAACUCGUCGUCCAAUUACAACUUCUACAACACGUCGUCCACAAACAGCUUCUACUAUAGAUAGUCAAUGUUAUUCACGUAUAAAACGUCUACGUAGAGAAUAUGCUAUACUUUCUCGUGAACAUGCAAGAUUAUAUUUAUCUCAAACAAGCUCAGAUGAUUUAGAUAUCUUAACUCGAAGAAUGGAAAUUAUUCUUGAAGAAUUGCAACAAUUACAAAGACAAUAUAUGACUUUAUCUCAAAGUCAUAUGGAACAAGAUCUUAAUAAAACACCAAUAGAAACGUUAAGAAGAACAAAAUUACUUCAACUUAUUCUUAAAGAUCCUAUUACUAAACAACAAAAACAUUAA